This is a messenger RNA of Salpingoeca rosetta, 725 nucleotides long. RefSeq lists its product as uncharacterized. The transcript is spliced from 2 exons. Lineage: Eukaryota; Choanoflagellata; Craspedida; Salpingoecidae. The record is from RefSeq and is a predicted model, not a curated record. The annotation marks the transcript as partial. Gene Ontology annotation, cellular component: Mis6-Sim4 complex.
ACACAUGCACAUACACACACACACACACACACACACACACACACACACACAGACACGCACAUACACACAGACAGAUACAGACACACACACACGCACGCACACACAUACACAUACACAACACAUAAUGGAGAGGGCAGGGGAGUUUGUGCAUCAGCAAGUGCAGUUGCUGCACUCGCUGCCAUCGUUUGAGGCGCUCCGGCCCAACAUCGACACCAUGCGCAUGGAUCUGGGAGAGGACGAGGAUGACGCACAGCCCAUGCCCUCCGAACAGUCCAUCAAAAAGGCCAUCAAGAAAGCAAACGACAUGGCACUGCAGAAGAUGCGGAGCGUUCACGGGCAUGUGGGGCGUCGGGAAGCCAUCGAUCAGCUCUCCGGGCUGAUGCGGCCGCAAGGGGACGUUGUCGACGCCACAAACGCGUCAGACUGGCGACAGCUGCCGAUGGAGUGGCCGAACAUGGCCGCUGUCAGCUCACAGGGCGAGGGCGAUGGCUCAUCGACGCAACAGCAGGCCAGCAGCGGCGCGACAGCCGACAGCGUGCAGCAGCGCGACGAAUACCGCCAGCUCCGCCUCAAGGCGCAACGGGAGUAUGAGGAGGUGCAACGCGUGCGCGAGCAGGUUGCGCAGACGGAGCAGCUGCUGGAGGUGGUGGAAGCCGUCGGCAGCGAUCUUGACACGGGCGCUGUCGAUGCCUUGAAGACGGCCGUCAACGGAGCAGACAAGUCGA